AUGCGAGUGGGGAGGCGGGCUGGCCGGCCGGGAGGUGAUGCCACAGAACAGAAGGCGGUGGAAGUGACCUUUCUGGGUUCUGGCCUGGUGUGCGGGGAUGUGGCUAAACGCACAAAGAAGGUCGGCGUUGGUAAAUAUGGGACCCGUUAUGGCACCUCCCUCAGGAAAAUGGUGAAGAAAAUUGAAAUCAGCCAGCACGCCAAGUACACCUGCUCCAUUUGUGGCAAAACCAAGAUGAAGAGACGAGCUGUGGGGAUCUGGCCUUGUGGUUCCUGCCUGAAAACAGUAGCUGGUGGUGCCUGGAGCGCCAACACCACUUCUGUCACAGUCAAGUCCACCAUCAGACGACUGAAUGAACUGAAAGACCAGUAG
Molecule: messenger RNA, 372 nt
Organism: Rhinolophus ferrumequinum (greater horseshoe bat)
Lineage: Eukaryota; Metazoa; Chordata; Mammalia; Chiroptera; Rhinolophidae
Product: 60S ribosomal protein L37a-like
Exons: 2
Coding region: 1-372 (123 amino acids)
Biological process (GO): translation
Cellular component (GO): ribosome
Molecular function (GO): structural constituent of ribosome
Source: RefSeq, a predicted model, not a curated record